This is a messenger RNA of Panicum virgatum (switchgrass), 1122 nucleotides long. Its product is annotated as ethylene-responsive transcription factor ERF094-like. Gene Ontology annotation, molecular function: DNA binding; DNA-binding transcription factor activity. The record is from RefSeq and is a predicted model, not a curated record. NCBI's taxonomy places the organism in Eukaryota, Viridiplantae, Streptophyta, Magnoliopsida, Poales, Poaceae. The coding region runs from base 1 to 972 and encodes 323 amino acids. Gene Ontology annotation, biological process: regulation of DNA-templated transcription; ethylene-activated signaling pathway. The transcript has a single exon.
AUGGAACACGAGCUUUACACCUCCUACCGGUACCCUGUAGCCGAACCAGCGGCGUCUCCCGGCUUCGACUUCGGCGUCACGGACGGCGACAAGCUACUGCAGCUCGAAGCCUUCCUCCUCGACGGCAUAGACGACGCCGAGCCCGCCGAGGUGUGCUCCGACUGGUCCCCUCCAUCAUCGUCGUCCUCGGCCUCGAAUUCGCCGGAGGUGGGAGCGGCAACGGGAUCCGCGACCGUUGGCGACCCUCAGCAUUGGGCGGCUGGAACGGAUGGCACCCACACCAGCGACAUGCUGCUGCAGCUCGACGCCUUCCUCCGCGGCACGGACGCCGACGCCGACGCCGACGAGGAGGAGUGCUCCAUCUGGCUCUCAUCCUCGUCCCCGUCAUCAACCGAGGCGUCGACGGUGUCGCCUAGCAGGAAGAGUCAGCACCAGCUGCCGGAGGCGGACGCGGAUGCCUCGCCGGGCAAGAAGCGGCCGGCCUUCAUCGGCGUGCGCAAGCGGCCGUGGGGCAAGUUCGCCGCCGAGAUCCGGGACUCCACGCGCCGGGGCGCCCGCGUGUGGAUCGGCACCUUCGACACCCCCGAGGCCGCUGCGCUCGCCUACGACCAGGCCGCCUUCUCCGCGCGCGGCGCCGGCGCCGUCCUCAACUUCCCCGUCGAGCGCGUGCGGGAGUCGCUGGCGGCGCUCGCGCUCGCUGGCGGCGGCGGUUCCCCCGUCCUCGCGCUGAAGCGGCGGCACUCCAAGCGCACGCGCAGGCAGAAGGCCUCACCAGCCACCGACAGCAGCAGGAAUCCAAAGCCACAGCAGCCGCCAUUGGCUGCGGCCGUGCCGCUGCGGCAGGCGACGACGGCGCCCAUGACCAGCGCCAGCCAGUGCCGAUGCGGCAUUGUGGAGCUCGGUGACCUCGGCGACGAUUACUUGGAGGAGCUCCUCCGGGUAGUAUCAUCGUCCGAGUUGGGAGAGUACUAGAUGACACUUGAUAGGUUACCGUUGCACAGUCAUUGUCUUGAGCGUCAUCGCCAUCGCGACGACACCACUACUGUCAAAUCAGCGAUCAGCCAAAAGCUCUGAUCGUCUGACAGCAGAAGUCGGGAACUAUCAGACCAAAGCUUGGAAUUA